AUGCGGGUGCGCCUGGGUGCCCUAGCCGGGGCUGCGGCGCUGUCAGGGGCGCUCAGCUUUGUCCUCCUGGCAGCUGCCAUCGGCACAGACUUUUGGUACAUCAUCGACACUGCCCGACUGGAACAGCGCGGCCCGGGGGCGGGCGGGGCCCGGGAUAGUGGCAACGCCGGAGGCUUCAACGAGAGCCAGUUGGAGCCGCUCAGCUCUCACUCUGGGCUCUGGAGGACCUGCCGGGUCCAAAGCAAGUGCACACCCCUGAUGAAUCCCUUCUGGCAGGAGAACGUGACAGUCUCCGACUCAGACAGACAGCUUCUCACGAUGCAUGGGACGUUUGUGAUUCUUUUGCCGCUCAGCCUGAUCCUGAUGGUCUUUGGAGGGAUGACAGGAUUUAUAAGCAUCCUCGCCAGAGCCUAUCUCCUCCUCCUCAUGACUGGGAUGCUUUUCCUUUUUGGAGCCUUGGUGACUCUCUCUGGGAUCAGUGUCUACAUUGCCUAUUCAGCAGCAGCUUUCCAAGAAGCAGUCUGCCUCUUGGAAGAGAAGGACCUCUUGAACCAGGUGGACAUCAGGUUUGGAUGGUCCUUGGCUCUCGGUUGGAUCUCCUUCAUCUCUGAACUCCUCACUGGGGCAGCAUUCCUACUGGCAGCAAGGGUGGUUGGCUUGAAACGGAGACAGGACCAAGCUAUAUGA
Molecule: messenger RNA, 687 nt
Organism: Trichosurus vulpecula (common brushtail)
Lineage: Eukaryota; Metazoa; Chordata; Mammalia; Diprotodontia; Phalangeridae
Gene: TMEM114
Product: transmembrane protein 114
Exons: 4
Coding region: 1-687 (228 amino acids)
Cellular component (GO): apical plasma membrane
Source: RefSeq, a predicted model, not a curated record